AUGUCCGAGUCACCUCCGCCGCCCCCAUCGUGGACCAUCAGCAACAUGGCCAAUAGCGCAGUAGCAUUCCUUCGUCUUCCCGUCCUAGCAUCGUCUGGUCUGGCAGUGGUCGCUAGCGGCCUGCUAUACUUCAAGCAGAAUGAAUUGAUAUACCCCCGCAAUGUCCCGGUCGAUGCGCGAACCGAAGUACCGAGUCCCCGUCAAUUCGGCAUCACCGACUUUGAAGACCUCCAGAUCCCUACUCCAGAUGGCGAGUCAUUGCACGCCUUCUUCCUGCGCCAACCAAAAUCUCGCUCUCAACGCAACAUCACCGUCCUGAUGUUCCAUGGAAAUGCUGGUAACAUCAGUCACCGAGUGCCCAUCGCCAAGGCGAUUCAGGAUACGCUCCAGUGCAAUGUUAUUCUGCUGGAAUAUCGGGGCUAUGGGAUGUCGACUGGCACACCGGAUGAGGCAGGCUUGAAGAUCGAUGCUCAGACCGGUCUGGACUACAUGCGCCAGCGCCCCGAGACUAGGGAUACCAAGUUCGUGAUCUAUGGUCAGAGUCUGGGUGGUGCUGUAGCCAUCAACCUUGUUGCUUCCAAUCAGGAGCAGGGCGAUAUCGGUGGCUUGAUUUUGGAGAAUACCUUCCUGAGUAUCCGCAAGCUGAUUCCUAAUAUAUUCCCACCUGCUCGAUACAUCGCCCGCCUGUGCCAUCAAUACUGGACGAGUGAAGAAGUCCUCCCCAAGAUCACCAAGGUGCCGAUUCUCUUCUUGAGUGGACUCAAGGACGAGCUUGUGCCACCGUCAAACAUGACCCAGCUCUUCGCUGUCUGCAAGUCUGAGCGCAAGUUCUGGCGAACACUACCCAACGGCGGCCACAACGACUCCGUAGCCGAACCAGGCUACUUCGAUCACAUCCACUCCUUCGUCCGGGAGGAGGUCGAGAACGAAUAA
Molecule: messenger RNA, 933 nt
Organism: Penicillium cinerascens
Lineage: Eukaryota; Fungi; Ascomycota; Eurotiomycetes; Eurotiales; Aspergillaceae
Product: alpha/beta hydrolase
Exons: 4
Coding region: 1-933 (310 amino acids)
Cellular component (GO): membrane
Molecular function (GO): palmitoyl-(protein) hydrolase activity
Source: RefSeq, a predicted model, not a curated record